UGCGUUGUUCAUCUGUUUAUUUUCAAUCCAGAUUUUAUCCCUGAAUUUUUUUCUAAACUUAGGAAAUAUUCUCCUGUGUUAAGAUCAGUUUAGUAUGGUCUAAUGCCCUGAUACAUUUCUGUAUUCAUAUGCUACACUUAGGAGUCGUAUAGUAAACGGAUUAGUUAUUUCGGAAUUAUAAUCUCCACACUAAUUUAUUUCAUCUCUCACGUUGGGAUAAAAUGAUGACAAAUUGAAUGGGAUAAGGUAUAUCUCCAGAUUAAAGUUGUACCAUAAUCUAAUUCAACUCAUCUUGCGUACCAAACAACCCCUUAGAGCUCCAAAGAGAAAAAGUGCUUGACUGGGCUGGGGGAAAAAAGAAGGCAUAAAAAAUUAUUUUAGGGAGAAAACUAUUUCUAAGGGAAAAAUUCUUUUGUUUUGUUCUGAUUUCUGUCCUUAUUUCUGUUCAUUUUGCUUUUCUUUUAGUCAGUUGAACUUAGAUUAUAUCCACUGACAAAUGACAAUGUAUAAUAUUUUCUAAGUUACUAUGCAAUCAAGAUUGGUUGAAGAAGGCAUUUUGCUAAUAUUGUUGAGCAGGUUAUUGUUACAUAGAUUGUGUAAAUAUUCGUUGCGCCAACUAGACGGUAUAUGUUUUACUUAAGGCAAACAUGUUUUUUUUUUUUUUUUGGAUAUAUGUAAGUUGUUGAAUCUGUUUAGCAUGAGAUUAUCGUUACUAUUAUUGGAACCCCUUGUUUGAAUUUGUGGCUCCGCCAUUGGUAAUAGACUCAAAAAUGUACUAAAGGGCAGCCCGGUGCACUAAAGCUCCGGCUAUGCGCAGGGUCCGAGGAAGGGCCCCACCACAAAGAAUUUACAAUGGAAGGAGAAAUGGUAGCACUUCUCUUUGUAGCAUUUCUUUGCUCGACUAAUGCGUAUGAGGUCAUGGUAUCUUGUAUGAUGGCCUAUGAUGAGGGAGGUGCUUCAGCAGUUCUCAGCUCUCCUGAAUGUCCUCGGUGGGAUUUUUCUGCUGCGAUUAAAAAUGGAACAGAUGAUUGCCUGGUAGCGACACAUCAGGGGCGUAGGAAAUACCAAGAAGAUCGUAUUAGAUGCUAUCCUCACGUUACUGUGCCUGUUUUAGGCGAAGAUGGACUUAACGAAGCUAGUAUGGGUGUAGCUGCAGUGUUUGAUGGACAUGGAGGCAAGGAAGCAAGUGAGAUGGCUUCUCAGAGGAUUUUAGAUUACCUUCUAUUGCACGUUAUAUUCAACACAUACAAGAAUCUCUUUUCGCAUAGUAAGGAGCAUGAAGAAGCAGGUCCAUAUGGAUUGAAAUUCAAAGUUGAUGAUGAAUCGACACAUGGAAUUCUAGAGAAAGCCCUCUUGAGAACAAUCCAAGACAUAGAUUCAGAGUUUUCGCAGGAAGCUUUGAAGAAUGACUACGUCUCUGGAUCAACUGCAAUAGUUGUUCUUUGGAUGAAUGGUAAGAUAUUAGUUGGUAACCUGGGUGACUCAAAAGCACUCGUAUGUUCGAGGAAAGCUCAUUUUGAUCAGGACAAUGAAGGAGAUUUCGUCACAAGACUUCAAGCUGAGGAACUAACAAACGAUCACCAUCCUGAUAGGGAUGAUGAAAAGGCAAGAAUUCAUGCAGCUGGUGGAGUUGUCCUCACUGUUGGGGUGCCUCGUGUUAAUGGUAUAUUGGCUGUCUCGCGGUCUAUUGGAGAUAUUCGCUUGAAAAGAUAUGGAGUUAUCGCAGAACCAGAGGUCACGGGUUGGAGACGUUUGUCAAAUGAAGACUGGUAUGUAGUGAUAGGAUCUGAUGGCAUAUUUGAGAGAUUGAGUCCACAGGAUGUCUGUGAUAUUUUACGCGGAAAACAUGCUGUCGAGAACAAGACAUCCAUCGACUCAUCCUCCUCUUUAGCAGACUGCAUUGUCUACAAUGCAUUUAGUAAAGGUAGCAGUGAUAAUUUGUCUGUUAUUGUGAUUCCAUUGAGACAAGAAUCUCCUUCAAUGGAACAAAAAGAACAGAUGUAAAAUGUUGUUCAUUCAAGUAUGCUUUGCAACUUACAAAAAAUUCCGUUACCGGGAAUCGAACCCGGGUCUCCUGGGUGAAAGCCAGAUAUCCUGACCGCUGGACGAUAACGGAGUCGUUUGCUUAACUCGCGCAUACAGAUUAUUAAAUACCAAAUGCAGACUAUUAAAUACCAAAAGAUAACACUAUUACUACUACUUGUUUAG
Capsicum annuum is the source of this 2208-nucleotide messenger RNA. RefSeq names its product probable protein phosphatase 2C 51. Gene Ontology annotation, molecular function: protein serine/threonine phosphatase activity. Gene Ontology annotation, cellular component: nucleus; cytosol. Bases 853 to 2004 code for a protein of 383 amino acids. NCBI's taxonomy places the organism in Eukaryota, Viridiplantae, Streptophyta, Magnoliopsida, Solanales, Solanaceae. Gene Ontology annotation, biological process: protein dephosphorylation. The record is from RefSeq and is a predicted model, not a curated record. The transcript is spliced from 7 exons.